AUGAAUUUUCUGUCUCGGUCUGUUCAUCCAAUUUCGUUCGAUAUAUAUCAGUUCAAUCCUGAUACAGAGAACUUAAUCUAUGAAGGUGAUGCCAAACCUAUGUCAGGAAAUGUUCAACUGACCUCACUUUUGGGUACAUACCUUGUAGGGUGGUGUACUUAUGCAAAACCUUUGCAUCUUUGGGACUCUGCUACUAGGUCACUGGUAGAUUUCAAAACUCAUUUUACUUUCACGAUUGACACCGGCGACAAGAACUCAUUCAGUGACGGAUUUGCGUUCUUCCUUGCUCCUUUCGGCUGUCCAGUUCCGGCUAACUCUGCUGGUGCCUUUCUUGGAUUGUUCAACAGAGACACUUGUUUUGAUGAACAGUCCGAAAACCAAAUUCUGGUAGUUGAGUUCGAUACCUAUCCAGACAGAUGGGAUCCUCAUGAACCCCAUGUUGGGAUCAAUAUCAAUAAGAUAACCUCAGCUGUUACCGCCAGAUGGAAUUUUAGCAGCAAACAAUCAGGGAAGGUGGCUAAUGCAAUGAUCACUUACAAUGCUACAACGAAAGAUCUCCAAGUCUUUUGGACAUAUGAGGAAGAUGUAGUGUUUGAUCAUUCCCUUUCUCUUCAUAUUGACUUGAGAAAUGUUCUCCCAGAAUGGGUGACAAUUGGUUUUUCUGCAGCUACUGGAGAAACCGUAGAGACGCAUGUUAUACAUUCAUGGCAUUUUUUUUCAAGCCCGGUUCCUGAUGAAAAAAGUAGCUACAGAAUAAUGAAAUAUUCACAAAGGAGGAAGGUAAUCUUGAUGGCACGGCUCGCUGCAGUUCCUUUGCUUAUUCUGAUGCUUGGUGUUGCCUUGUGUUAUUGGUUGGUAGUGAAUAAGAACCGCAAAGCCAGCACUUAUGGACAAGAUUUGAAUCACUCCAAAACUGUGACCUCCAUAAAUAAGGAUCUUGAGAGGCGAGCCUUUCCGAGACAGUUCACCUAUCAAGAACUACUUGCAGCAACAAAAGGCUUUGCAGAUGAAGCGCGAUUAGGCCAAGGUGGUUCAGGAGAAGUUUACAAAGGAAUCAUACAAGACCUUUGCUGUGCAGUUGCUGUCAAGAGAAUAUUUGCAGAUUCCGAUUGGUAUGAGAAGAUCUUCACCAACGAGGUCCAAAUAAUAAGCCGGGUUAUACACAGAAACGUGGUUCAAUUCAUAGGAUGGUGUUACGACCAAAGCGAGUGCUUACUUGUUUAUGCAUAUAUGCCUAACGGUAGCCUUGACACACAUCUAUUUGGCUCUAGAAAACCAACAUUGCCCUGGCAUAUAAGGUACAAAAUAGCCUUAGGGUUGGCUACAGCCCUUCAUUAUCUACACGAAGAGGCGGAGCAGUGCAUCCUUCAUAGGGAUGUUAAAUCAGCUAACGUAUUGUUGGACAAUGAUUUCAACACUAAGCUUGGUGAUUUUGGGAUUGCGAAGUUCGUGGACUCUCAGCUGAACACACCCAUAAAGGGGGUGGCAGGGACUUUGGGCUACAUGGCACCGGAAUAUGCCAACCAUGGGAGGGUUAGCAAAGAGUCGGACAUAUUUAGUUUUGGAGUUGUGGCCUUGGAAAUUGCUUGCGGAAGGAGGACUUACCGGAACGGAAAAUAUCACUUGCCCCUCUUCGGGUGGGUGUGGCAAUCAUAUGGUGAAGGUAAACUUCUUGAUGUAGCUGAUGAGAAAUUGGAAAUGGACUAUGAUAGAAAGGAAAUGGAAUGCUUGCUAAUUGUGGGGUUAUGGUGCACUAACCCUAAUGACAAAGAAAGACCAAAAGCGGGACAAGUCAUGAAGAUUCUUCAGCUUGAAGCACCAUUGCCGGAACUUCCAGAUGACAUGCAUGGUCAGCCACUGCCUCAAGAUCUACAGCAAUUAGCAGGACUGGACUCCCACGUAUCUUUAACUUCUAGCUUAAACACUGUGGGUCGUUAA
This is a messenger RNA of Fragaria vesca subsp. vesca, 1938 nucleotides long. RefSeq names its product L-type lectin-domain containing receptor kinase IX.1-like. Gene Ontology annotation, cellular component: plasma membrane. The record is from RefSeq and is a predicted model, not a curated record. Gene Ontology annotation, molecular function: protein kinase activity; ATP binding; carbohydrate binding. The transcript has a single exon. Bases 1 to 1938 code for a protein of 645 amino acids. Gene Ontology annotation, biological process: protein phosphorylation. NCBI's taxonomy places the organism in Eukaryota, Viridiplantae, Streptophyta, Magnoliopsida, Rosales, Rosaceae.